Messenger RNA from Thlaspi arvense, 1527 nucleotides. NCBI's taxonomy places the organism in Eukaryota, Viridiplantae, Streptophyta, Magnoliopsida, Brassicales, Brassicaceae. The record is from the annotation of a GenBank genome assembly.
AUGAGAAGCCAUGGCAGUUUGCGUAAAGUGCAAGAAGCGAUACGUUUCUACUCUGUGUCUUCUUCUGCGUCAGGUCUCCUGGAAUUUCUAAACUCAGAUUUUCCUUCUACAAUAGGAAUCCGAGGAAGGCGCGAGUUUGCCCGUCUCUUGCAGCUUCGAUUAGAUGGAAGUUGUGGACGUUCGAUGGUGUUUCAGCUGCAAAGUUUUCUUUUCAAGAGUGGGUUUGAUCGGGAUGUUUAUGUUGGUACCAUGUUGAUUAGUUUCUUUCUCAAGGAAGGUGAUCUCGAUUACGCAAGGCUUGUGUUUGAUGCUUUACCAGAGAAAUCCACAGUGACUUGGACGACUAUGAUCAGUGGGUAUGCUAAAAUGGGGAGAAGCUACCUGUCAUUGCAGUUAUUCUACCAGCUAAUGGGAGCUAACGUUGUUCCAGAUGGUUACAUCCUUUCGACGGUUCUAAGUGCGUGUUUGAUACUUUCGUUUAUCGAAGGUGGGAAGCAGAUUCAUGCACACAUCUUAAGACAUGGACAUGAGACGGAUGCCUCACUGAUGAAUGUGCUUAUAGAUUCUUAUGUGAAGUGUGGCAGAGUUACAUCUGCUCGUAAGCUAUUUGAGGGAAUGUCGAAUAAAGACAUCAUUUCGUGGGCCACAAUACUCUCUGGCUAUAAGCAGAUCUGUCUUCAUAAGGAAGCCAUGGAAUUGUUUUCCGGAAUGUCAAAGUUUGGUUUGAAGCCAGAUGUGUACGCUUGCUCUAGCAUACUCACAUCUUGUGCCUCGCUUCAUGCUCUGGAAUAUGGAAGACAUGUUCAUGCUUACACUAUCAAAGCCAAUCUUGGCAAUGAUAGCUAUGUGAUUAACAGCUUGAUCGACAUGUAUGCGAAAUGUGAUUCUUUGACCGACGCCAGAAAAGUCUUUGACCUUUUCGCAGCUGAUGAUGUGGUUUUAUAUAACGCAAUGAUUGAAGGUUACUCGAGACUUGGGACACAAUGUGAGCUACAUGAAACACUGAACAUCUUCUGUGAUAUGAGGUCCCGAUUGAUUCGACCUAGCCUGUUGACUUUUGUUAGUCUUCUACGUGCAUCUGCGUCUUUAACAAGUUUGGAACUCAGCAAACAAAUUCAUGGAUUGAUGUUCAAGUAUGGGGUCAACUUGGAUAUAUUUGCUGGAAGCGCUUUGAUUGAUGCUUACUCAAAUUGCUACUGUGUCAAGGAUUCUAGGCUCGUGUUUGAUGAAAUGAAAGAGAAAGAUCUUGUUGUCUGGAACUCAAUGUUUUCAGGUUAUGUUCAACAAUCAGAGAACGAAGAAGCUCUCAGUCUGUUUUUGGAACUGCAGAUAUCAAGAGAAAGACCUGAUGAGUUUACUUUUGCCGACAUGGUUACAGCAGCUGGCAACCUGGCAAAUAGACCUGGCCAGAUAAGGAUCCGUUUCGAUCAAAUUAAGGAUGACGAGCAAUCGGGAAAAGAUAAAGAGAGUGAACCACAAGUUGAGAGGCCUAGAGAGCAAAUGAUACAACACAAGACUGAGCCGUAG